CUCCAGUGCUUGUAUGUAUGUAUGUUGACGGAAGGAAAGGAAAAAAUAAUAAUCAACUGUUCGAAUCUUCUGGCUUGAACGCCUGACAGUGAGUCGCUCGACGGGGCCGUUCAGUUCACAGCUUUCUUCCUCCGUUCCGACGUGGCUGCAGCAGAACUAAUUACUUGGUGAACCUUGGAUUGUAUCAGGCAAUCAUGGGCAAAGUGAGUCGGAAGGUGAAGGCAAAAGUGGCCAAAGUGCGAAACGAAGCCUUCAGACCUCCUGCACCGCCCGAGCGGAGAAUGUCGUGGUGGAAGCAGGCAAGGGCCAAGUGGCUCUCGUUCCUCCGCCGGCUCAUCGACCUGCUCAGCGGCGUCCUCUUCAGGGUCGCCUACGCCAUCAAGGGCAAGAGUUCGAUGCCACCCAUCAGGAACCUUCUGCUCCUCGAGCCGGCCAUGUCGAUCGCUGCCAAAAUCAGGAAUCGAAAGAUCUCAAGCGAAGAAGUAGUGAAAACGUUCAUCAGCAGAGUAGAGGAAAUCAAUCCGAUUCUCAACUGCGUGGUAGACCAAAGAUUCGAGGAGGCGCUGGAGGAGGCGAGAGCCGUAGAUAAACUUCUCGCGACCACUGACAAAACCGCCGAGGAAAUCGAGAAGGAAACUCCAUUUCUCGGCGUUCCCUUCUCAACCAAAGAUGCGAUCAAGGUCAAAGGAAUGAGUUUCACUGCCGGUUUGUACUGUCGAAAGGACAUCCGAGCCGACGGCGAUGCUGAAACGGUGGCGCUGCUGAGGGCGGCCGGCGCCAUUCCGUUGGUCAUCACCAAUACCUCGGAAGUGUGCAUGUGGUGGGAAAGCCACAACCGGGUGUACGGCCGCACCAACAAUCCUUACGACACGAGCAAGAUCGUCGGCGGCUCGUCCGGUGGGGAGGCGUGCAACCUUUCUGCGGCCGGGACUCCAUUUGGUCUGGGCUCAGACAUAGGCGGCUCGAUCCGCAUGCCAUGCUUCUUCAAUGGCAUUUUCGGCCACAAACCUACCAGAUGUGUGAUCUCAAACCACGGCGAGUGGCCCGAGGCGUCCGACACUCACCAAACCUACCUGGGCACCGGCCCAAUGAGCAGGUUCGCCACCGACCUUGUGCCGAUGGUGAAAAUCCUGGCCAAAAAAGAUCUCCGGUUGGACGAGAAGGUAGAUUUGAGAAAAAUGCGCAUCUACUAUAUGGAGGACGACGGCGGCUCUCCGCACCUGAGUCCGGUUGACCCGGACAUCCGGCAGGCCAUGCGCAAGGUCAUCGAAUACCUCUCCCAAGCACACGGACUGAAACCAAAGAAGGUUGAUUUUCCCAAGCUGCGCCGGGCUGUGUCCAUUUGGCUCGCCAAGAUGAAUUUGGUGGGCGUUCCAGACUUCUGCCAGCAAUUAGCCAACUGUGAGGGCUCAAUCAACCUCGGCUGGGAGCUGGCCAAGUGGAUGGUCGGUCAGUCGAACCACACGUUCAUUGCGCUGAUGACCGCCUUUACGGAGAGGUUCGGCGUGCAGCCCGGCACGCCACACUACGAUCGUCUGUUCAACAUGUGCCAGGACCUGCACAACGAGUUCCAAACCCUGCUCGGCGAGGACGGCGUCUUUCUUUACCCGACGCACCCGACGCCGGCGCCCUACCACAACGAGCCCGUGCUGCGGCCCUUCAAUUUCGCCUACACUGCCAUAAUUAACGUGCUCGGCUUCCCGGCCACCGCCGUCCCUCUGGGCCUCUCCAGGGACGGCCUCCCGAUCGGCAUUCAGGUCAUAGGCGGCCUCCUAAGCGAUAGACUCACCCUGGCGAUGGCUCUUGAGCUGGAGAAAGCUUUUGGCGGCUGGGUCCCACCAAAGAUCGACGUUUGAAAACGCACACUCUAUCCCCCCUCAUAUGCUGGAGGAGUUUUUUUAUUAAUCCGGCGGCGGGAGGGGGUCCUUGUGUGUUGAUAUUAAUAAUUUUUACAGAUAAAUCAAAACAAAUUAAUUUAGUUAUCAAAGAUUCCUAACAAACCACACAAAGUCCCCCUCUGAAGGACGGAUUAUUAAGUUAUUAAAAUUAACUUGAAGCGCCUGAGGGGAGUAAAACAUGCGUUCGGCGUUAGUUUUAUUAAUUGUUCUUUGAAAUUUCAUAAUAUAUCUUGUCAUAAAUCUCUGCUGGAUCAAGAAAUGAUUCAAUUCUAAGUCAUGUCCGGUUAGGUUUGUAGUUUAUUUUCAAACAGAGACUGAGGCGAGGUACGAAACUGCAUUUAAUUUUGGCACUUCCUCUAUUUGCCAAAUGAGAUACACACGUUCUUCAAUUGCAGACACUCAUCGACCUAAAUCUAUAUCUGUGAAAUUGUUUCCGCUAACACGAAUGUAUAAUGUGAUUCGCGUUAUUUCUGAUAAAUUGUAUUUGAUGUGAACGAAAACACGUCAUACAUCGAAAUUUCUAUAUAUUUGUUACUGCUAUUAUACUCUUUGACAGUUCAGAUACUCCAAAAAUAUAUAUAUUAAAAGAAAUGCCAUUGUAUAACAAAAUUAUUUUAUUCCUUUUAAACCUAAAAAAAUUGUUAUUUUCUUUGAAUGAUCAGUUAAAUUGUAAAGAGGCGAUGUAACACAUUUAUCAUUAUUGGAAUCUUCACAAUUUACCUCAUUAUUAGUAAAUGUUGCCCGUUCUGAAAAGAUAUUAAUGCUAAGUGUGUUUUAGGUUUUAUUGUUCCAUCCCGUACCAAGAUGUUGGCUUGCACUCCAGAGCAGCAGCCAGACUUUGAAUGCCACUCUGCUGACUUUAUCUGCGAUUGUCAGCCAGGCUCUGAACUGUUUGCACCUCACGCAGGAAGGACGGCGGUGACGUUGGGCUCUGUUUCCUGCAAGCUGAGGUGCUCGAGGAGGCGUUGGCAGGCUACCUGUACCUGGCGUCACCUGUCGGAUGGCGCUAAGUUUCGUCUGAUUGCCAAGGGCAUGCCGGAGAAUGUUGUUCGGCUACUUCUUCGAAAAGGAGGUCCACUUUUUCCGGGAGUUAGAGCUCUGUGGGCUCCUUCAUGCCCAUCGCCACGUAAGAUUGAGAAAGGUCCACGUUUCACUUCCGGACGCAAUGUCGCCAAAGAGGGUUGCAGCACGCCGCAGGAACCAGGCCAGGUACUUCUUGAGCCCUCAUCCUACUUGUUUUCUGGCUGGAUGCGUAAACUCAGCAGACGCAGGAUGUCUCCGAGCAGCUGCUUUUCUUCCUCACGCGACAUGAGCCCAUUACGCCUCCGCCUCAGAUCAUCUUCGGCUUGCCUAUCCUCCCUGGCCUUCAGGUACUCGUCCGAGGCCCUUUGCCUUUCCUGACGGAGCUUUUGCAAUCGCUCCUCAGGGGACGGCAGCUGCACGGGAAGCUCUUCCGGCUCGUUUGCCGGCUUCUGGCCAUUGACGCGUCCAUCCAGCGUCCCCUGGACGUCCUGCUCAUCCUCCUGCGGCGAUGUCGGGGAAGGCGAACAGCACUGUUGGCCCAGCCGAUGCAACCUCCUCCGCUCAAUCUCUUCGGCCUUUCGCCGCCUUUCCCUUCGCCACUCCUCAAUCUGCUCGAGGGUGGCCCCGGGUGAUGGGGGUCGGGGCCAGAAGUCCUCUAGCUUCAUCCCCAGUCGUAGGUCUACCUCGAUCUGCUCCAGCAAACCUGGGUUGGCCAGCAGCUUCAUUGCUUCCUCACGCAACCGGAGCUCAUAUCGCUUCCGCCUCAGAUAAUCCUCGGCUUCCUGCCGCUUGCGUUGCCUUUCCUCACUGGCCUGUUGCUGCUUCUGCAGGUACUGUUCCAUGAACCUUUGCUGUAACUGCUGGCGCAUUUGCAUUCUUUGCUCCUCAGGGGACGGCAGCCGCAUGGGGAGCUCCUCUUCCUGCUCGUUUGCCGGCUGCUGGCCGUUGACGCCACCACCCAGCGUCUCCUGGACGACCUGCUCGUCCUCCUGCGGCUGCUGGCCAUUGGAGCCUCCACCCAGCGUCUCCAUCGGUAUAUCUUUAAUAUAUACAAUGGUGCGUCAGCUGUGAACAAAAAAUGUUUUUUUUUAAUUUAAAUGUUGAAAUUUUGAUGGGGGAACGAUUCGGACGCUCAAAUAUUUUUUUAUUGCAAGUUAAGUGAAACUCAUGACGCGUUUUAUUACUCGCAUCCCCAUGCGGACCAAAUAUUCUACACGCGCAGAGAAAAAAAAUCAAUAAGACCCUGAAAAUAUGACCAAAAACACAUUUUUUUUUAUUUUUGAAAGUAAAAAUAUUGGAGGCUUGGGUAAAUUAGUGGGUGUUAUUGGGUUUUUUUGGCUUUGUUAAAACCAGAAAAACCUGGUGGGGAAAAUUCGGAACCCUGCGCUACAAAUAGACCAGCGAGGCGAAAUUAUAAAUUGUUAUAACCGCACCCACAGUCAAGGACAUGUGUUGUGCCUCCCGCCCUCUGUUACCCUGAAACAAAAAUUCUGAACACCCAAGACGAUAUGCCCGCUAGGUGGUUGACAAUAUAUUUGCUUGGCGCUGCCCCUGUCAAGCGCACAAUACGCUAAUCCGCCUUUUGUAUUACGCGAAGCUUGCACUCCCUCGCAAACGCCUAAAUAAUUUCCUCGCAACAAAUAAUUAAAUAGCCUACAGCCUUAUUUUGCGUUGUCAAUUUCUGAGACAGAUUUAACAAAAAAAAUUCUCCUCUAAAAACAGGACAAAAUGGUAUAAAAUGUACCAAAGUUGGGGCUGAAACGGCACUAAACGAUCCACUACAUCGGACGUAAACAAGUUGGACAAAAUUGCUCAUAUUAUUAUCAUGUUAACUCUGAACUGCAGUGUAAACUGAGUCGACAGAACAUCUGGCUGUGAGCAAAUUUUUUUUAAAUAUUUCUUAUCAAGUGAACAAUAGCAUUUAUUGCAAAAACACCCUCACUAGUUGUUUAAUAAUUGCUCAUUUAAUUUUGUUAUAUUGGAAUUGUAACAAAUCUUCAGAUUGAAGUAUAAGUUUUAAAUACUGUCAAUUCUUUAUGUGCUUAGUUAAUAUAAUUAAAUUUGUUGUAUUUUAUUUAAAUACACCGAACUGUUUAAAAUUAAUAGUUUUUUUUAAAGAAUUAAGACUAGAAAUUCAAAUUAGUAUUAAUGCCAGCCAAAUGGAUAAAAAUAAUUUUAUAUGUAUAAAUGGUAGAAACAAACCCGCAACUAUGCAACCUGCGUUGCAUGUGCUCCACAGAUAUUAUGCCUGACAGUAUAAUAAGGUCAAAAGUGAUAAAUUUAAAAACGUUCAAAAUUGUGUUGCAGUCUGCCGUUGCGUUGUCUCUUUUCAAGAGCAUGAGGCAGCGAGGUUCCACAGAAGCCGCACAAUGAAACAAACACGUGUUUGCGCUACAAGUACAAAAAGCUUUGUCCAGGGCGAGUGAUGGGAGGGUUAAAAACAUUCGCAACAAAAGGCGUUGCUAUACUCAUGGCAGGCGAAUGGUCGCAGUGGAAUGCGGGGGGAAAUUACCACCCAUGUAGUGAACAUACAAAAUUCGUUGGAAGAUUUCGAUUCCCGCCUGUUUUCCGGCACAAAAAUGUGUAUUGGGAAUUCCACAAGUAGAGGUCCAACAAUCAAACGACGUUCGUUUUCUGUUCAGUUUUCUUUUGAGUAGGGUCGACAUCUCAGGGAAGCGUUAAAUCUUUAGAAAAGAAAAUUCAGUUCCCAGCCUCACGCCGUGGGGGUUCUUGCCCUUUGUGCUUUAUUUGAAACAUUUUUAUCCCUCAGGGGACAUUGCACAUUUGAGGGGAAAUAAACUGAAACCUUCUCAUUUUUCUGGAACUUUCCACUCUUCGUCAUAAUGUGGCGCGCCGUUUUAAAAAUAUCACAAACUCGCUGCUAAUUUGCCUAAUUUGGAAAUUUUCACAUAAGAAAAUCCGCAUUACGCCCGCAGAUGCUAUUAUUUGUGAUGGAAAAUUCCUUCAAAAGUUAAAUGUAAGCAAACCUUAAUUGUUUUUCGCAGUUUUUUACAAUUUCAAAAGUGUUAAAUUCAUAGCUCCCUGCAAAACAAGUCGUAAAUUCGAGGGAUAAAAUUUUAGAAUGAUUUUUUCGAGGUCCCGAUCAUUAUUAGGAAAAAAAAGCGCGUUUAAACCGGCAGUGGAUUGGUAGUAUGAUCGAAUAAAUUUAAAAUAAUAUACACGUACCUGUUGGUGAAUAGGGCAGCCAAAAUCUUUGGCUAAUAGUGAGUCAGAAAGAAGCAGAAGUUCGAGUGAAUGCGAGUUGUGCAGCGAUCUCACACACACAACUUGCUGGCUGCUGUGUCUUCUUUCAAAAUGCGAGUUGCUGCUGCCUGCUUCUCUAUCAAGAAAAGUUGCCUCCAAAGGGGAGAUCCGCAGGAAGGAGCGCAGGGAGCCCAAGUUGGAUCGCAGUCAGAAAGGAGAAGCAGCCCAUAGAGCACGUGGUGAAAGAGAAGAUCCCGGCCCAGCUCUCCCUAUCAGUUAUACUGCUCUCAGACGAAUCAGCUAAAAUUUUUGGCUGCCCUUGUUAAGACUUUCGCCAGGUUGCUAUUAUACGCGGUGAGAGCGACAUCGGAAAACAUGGAGUGGUUAUUUCCAGGACCUGAAGACUCGCUGCGGGCUAUGUACGAGUUGACGGACAGCGAUUAUUACAUUCCCACGUUUGCGCAGAGGCUGGCGUUGCAGAACGCCUUUGAAUUGUUUGAGCUCGGUGUGCUCGAAAGGUUGACCAGGCAAGGCCCUCCCCUCCUGCGCGGUGAUCUUCGAGCCGAGGAAAUGCUUAGACUGCACAACUUGAGGCAUGAGCUGAGGCGGCGCGACGUACAGCACGGAGUCGACGUACAGCACGGAGUCGACGUACAGCACGGAGUCGACGUACAGCACGGUGUCGACGAACAGCACGGAGUCGACGAAACCCAUAAAUUCGAUAAAUUACUGGUGGAUGAUAAAAAUAUAAAAAAUACGCUUCCUCAUGAAUGCCUGCUGUUGUGUAAUGAACUGGUGGUGAUCCCACGAUGAAGCCCCGGAGGCCUGGCCGGCCGACUUCUUCGCAAAACACAAAACCUACCAAAUUUAAAUAAUAAAUUUUUAACUAUUAUCCGAUCCAAAACCGUUUGUUUUGAUUACGAAAGUGUCCAAACCAAACCGCACGGCAAUGUUUUAAAACUAAUCGUGGUUUAAUGAAGAAAAAACAAUAAAAUUCAAUUUUUGGUCUACA
This is a messenger RNA of Cloeon dipterum, 7137 nucleotides long. RefSeq names its product fatty-acid amide hydrolase 2-B. The coding region runs from base 195 to 1856 and encodes 553 amino acids. The transcript is spliced from 10 exons. The record is from RefSeq and is a predicted model, not a curated record. Lineage: Eukaryota; Metazoa; Arthropoda; Insecta; Ephemeroptera; Baetidae. Gene Ontology annotation, cellular component: endomembrane system.